CAAAUAGAAUACGCUACACCAUGGUGUGGGCUCGUACUUGCUGCUUUAAAAAAAAGAGAGAAUUAUGAAUUUGGAAGAAGAGCAGAAGCAGAAAUGGCAGAAAGAGCUAAAGAAGUGGAAGAAGCCAAAGAAACCAAUGAAGAGAAAGAAGCCGAAGAAAAGAAGCUGAUGAAGCGGAAAAAGUCAGAGAAACAAGAAGUAGCAGGAAGAAGCAAAUGUAUAAAAAGCAGAAAAAGUGAAAGGAGUGAUGGAAGCAGAAAGGGUGGGAAAUAUGCAUUGG
Racocetra persica is the source of this 280-nucleotide messenger RNA. NCBI's taxonomy places the organism in Eukaryota, Fungi, Glomeromycota, Glomeromycetes, Diversisporales, Gigasporaceae. The record is from the annotation of a GenBank genome assembly.